AACACGUCCCUUGCAUCCCUUCCUUUCUGCAGGAAUGCAUCCUCUCCGGGAUCAUGUCCGUGAACGGGAAGAAGGUCCUUCACAUGGAUCGUAACUCCUACUAUGGAGGGGAAAGUGCAUCCAUUACACCCCUGGAAGAUCUCUACAAAAGGUUUAAUCUCCCGGGGGCUCCACCAGAAUCCAUGGGGCGGGGAAGAGACUGGAACGUGGACCUCAUUCCAAAAUUCCUGAUGGCUAACGGUCAGUUGGUGAAGAUGCUGCUCUACACAGAAGUGACUCGUUACUUGGACUUCAAGGUGAUCGAGGGCAGCUUCGUCUACAAGGGGGGGAAGAUCUACAAAGUCCCCUCCACCGAGGCAGAAGCUCUGGCAUCCAGCUUAAUGGGGCUGUUUGAGAAGCGCCGGUUCCGGAAGUUCCUGGUGUACGUGGCCAACUUCGACGAGAACGACCCCAAGACCUUCGAGGGCGUCGACCCCAAGAAAACCACCAUGAGGGACGUGUACAAGAAGUUCGACCUGGGCCAGGACGUCAUCGACUUCACCGGCCACGCCCUCGCGCUCUACAGGACUGACGACUACUUGGACCAGCCCUGCCAGGAGACCAUCAACAGGAUCAAACUGUACAGCGAGUCCCUGGCCCGGUACGGGAAGAGCCCCUACCUGUACCCCCUGUACGGGCUCGGAGAGCUGCCCCAGGGAUUCGCCAGGUGAGAGCCGGCCCCGGAUCCUGUGUGAUC
This is a messenger RNA of Corapipo altera (White-ruffed manakin), 736 nucleotides long. Its product is annotated as rab GDP dissociation inhibitor beta. Gene Ontology annotation, molecular function: Rab GDP-dissociation inhibitor activity. Lineage: Eukaryota; Metazoa; Chordata; Aves; Passeriformes; Pipridae. The transcript has 5 exons. Gene Ontology annotation, cellular component: cytoplasm. Bases 54 to 710 code for a protein of 218 amino acids. Gene Ontology annotation, biological process: small GTPase-mediated signal transduction; vesicle-mediated transport; protein transport. The record is from RefSeq and is a predicted model, not a curated record.